This is a messenger RNA of Danio aesculapii, 1098 nucleotides long. RefSeq names its product transmembrane protein 44 (gene tmem44). NCBI's taxonomy places the organism in Eukaryota, Metazoa, Chordata, Actinopteri, Cypriniformes, Danionidae. The transcript has 7 exons. The record is from RefSeq and is a predicted model, not a curated record. The coding region runs from base 1 to 1035 and encodes 344 amino acids.
AUGGCAAUUAUAGAUAUUGUGAAUUUCCUGUCAACAUCUUUCUCCAUGUAUUUAUGGUUUAAGUCAAGAACAGGAAGGAAAAUGAGAAUGAUUUCAAAAAGGAGGAGACAGAACUUUCUAGCUGUGUGUCUGCUGUUUAUUAUGGCUGGCAGUGUUUACUUGGGUUUACCAGUCCGUUCAAUUCCAAUGGGAGCAUCUCCAACCAUGAGGAAAUUAUUUGGCAUGUUCCUCAAUGACCACACUGAAAACCUUGGUUAUGUUCUGGGUCUUCUGGCCUUCGCCAUCAGCUGGACUGCCAAGUUUCCCUUCAUCUUGAAAGCUAACAGAGGAGAGCAGGGAUCUGCCGUGCUAGUGUCUUCCAGACUGCUGUCUUCUGUAUCUGGAGCUCUUUAUGGAUCUGCCAUUCUCCUCUACGACACACAGCUAAAAUCAGUUAUCAAGACAAUGCCGUGGAUACUCUCUGCGAUCUGCUGUGCCGUUCUGGAUCUUUCUAUCGUGGUCCUCGUCUGUUACAGAUCCAGCCACAAGCGUCCUUCUGUGCGCUCUUUAGACUCGGACACUGAGUCUUUACUGGGUGAAUCUUCAGUCACAGGUCAGCUGUGCAACAACAAUGUUGAAUGUUGCAGGAAAAAGCACCGCCUUUCCUCCGCAAGAAGCAUCUCUUCCAAAGGGACAGACAUGGGACUCUACAUGGAUGUCAACAUACAGCCAAUGAGAAAGGUGUGUCUGAAGGAGGUGACCAUCUCGCGGGACGGCUCCUCAGAAAGUCUCCCUCUGAAGAGGACUGUCAGGGUGGUGCGGGUUGAUGAACACUGUUCCUGCGGCAGCUCCACUGACUCGUCCUCUCUCGACUCUGAACUAGAGUGGGACUUUGGAGAAACGAAAUCGCAGUGGACGCCAGUAGAAGAAGCUCCUGAAGAUCUGCAGAAAGCUUUGCCUCUUCAGGAUUGGUCGGUGGGUUCGAGCGGCAGACUAGGAUCUCACGUCUGCUUCUGCAACCGUGCACAGCUGGCGGAGAAAUUGGCCUCCAAAUAGACAGGUGCCACUAAAUCCGGUGCCGUUUAAAGAUUAGUGCAUCUGAGUGUAUUUGAAGUCAAA